AUGAGCUACAACAUGAGCUCUAUGAUUCGAAAGAGGUCGCAGAAAAAAAUGCAAGGCAGUCAUACAUGUUCUGUACACGAAUGUGCUGCGAGAUUGAAACCCAUCUUUAGGUUUCCACACCCAAAUCGGGGCCUUGAUCGGUUUCUCGCGUGGGUUAAAGCCGCGAAUAACCCAAAAUUCGUGGUUUUGACCCACGACCAAAUUCACCGAAGGGGGUACAUUUGUUUCCAGCAUUUUCAACCCGAGGAUUAUGUACCAGGAACACAAAGGCUGCGUCGAUCUGCAGUACCAACCAUUUUGCCUCCUCGAGAUGAUAACGAACUGCGUUCAUCACUCGAAGCAGAUCAGAUCGACGUGUCCAAUGUAGGGCCACAAACCAUUGAUCUCACUUUCCUCACUCCAGAAAAAGAAUGCCCGUACUUUCAUGCAAUAGCAAAUUUAACUCCACGUACGAGACGAACUCCAAGUUCUCAAAGUUUAGCUACUAAACUGGAGACUCUCGGGGGUAGAAGUGCAUGGAGUACUGGCGUUCCAGUGCGACAACUGAAUUUUGGAGCAGAAGAGGAUGGGAUCAAUGAGCUCCCUGGUGCUGGGCCUUCGGGGUUACAAAAUAUUCCAAAAAUAGAUUUUGCUGGAAACUUUGUACCUGCCAGGCAGUCGGUGGAUACUUCCAAGUCCAUGACCAAGACUCCACGAAAAAUAUUAGAUCGGCUGGGGAUCAAAGGGACCACCGUCAAUUUUAGCAGCAAUGAAACCCUGCUGUACGUGGAGGCGAAACGCCUGCAAAGGCAAGUGGGGAGACUGCAGAGGCAGGCACAAAAGCGCAAAAGCGCACUUCAUUCUGUUAAACAACUUCUGCGAGAUCGACAACUGGUUCAUCUCGUGGAAGGGUUGUCUCCCCUACAGCAGAGAUUUUUUAACAGCCAGAUUAGAAAUGUAAAUCGUAAACCGAAAGGCAGAAGUUUUACGUUUGAGGAGAAGGUAGAUGCCAUUGCCAUUUGGAAACAUGGCCCAAAAACGUAUAAACUUCUGUCAAGAAUGUUUACGCUGCCGUCUAUUGACACUCUGAGGGCAACCCUAAAUAAAGUUCCAAUAGAACCGGGUAUCAACAAACCCAUUUUCGAAGUUCUCAGAAAGCAAGUAUGUCGCAGAAUGGACAGUAAGUACAAUUUAUGUACUCUCAUCUUUGAUGAAAUGUCCAUUCAGCCUCACCUCGACUACUUGCCUUGUGAGGACAGAGUUGUGGGUUUUGAAGAUGACGGUACAACAAGGUCGGAAAAAAUUGCAGACCAUGUUUGCGUAUUUAUGCUAAGAGGAAUUUUCAAAAGCGUUAAUGGAGGAUUUGGAGACUGUGGUGGUAAGAAAUUACGUCAAAUGGUAGGAGAUGACACUCUUCAUCAUAGUUUUUGGCUGGAAGGGAAACGCAUGUUCAGCAAUAUGAGAUUUGAACCACGUAAAUCUGGAGAUCGAGCAAAACCUCCAGUUUUGCAAGGGUGGUAUCGUACUUUAAAUGGUUUUAUGCUUAUCAAGGAAACUCUAAAGAAACUUGGUUAUAACUCUUUCCCAGCAAGAGCUUUUAAUCAAGAUCCUUUAGAAAAUUUUUUUGGUCAAUUAAGACAAUAUGGAGUACGAUAUACAAAUCCGUCUUGCAAAGCAUUCGUACCAUUUUAUAAAUCACUAAUGAUGAAGAAUUUUUGCUCCUAUCAUUCUCGUGGAUCUAAUUGUGAGCAAGAUGACGAGUCAUUUGUGGUCUCAAUUAGAGAGUUUCUUAGUCUUGAUAUAAAUCGUAAGUGUAUCGAAGAUCAGUGGAAGCCGCCACCAGUUCCUGAUACUGUGUCUGAGGAUAAUUUUUAUGACCAAAAUGUUAUAGGUUAUAUUGGCGGAUUUCUAGUUAAACACAUGCCAAAACCACUUGACUGUGAAAUCUGUCGAUUUAACUUGAUACAUGAUGGCGUCCCAAACAUUCAAUAUCAUGGUCUGGUGGUGCAGAAGGAGUAUGAUGGUGAAAAAAGACGGUUGCAAUACGCGAAUGUCGAGAUGAUUAAAACUCUAAUUAAGAUUUAUAAUCAUCUCGUCAUUUUGGUUCCGUCUGCAAUUUAUCAUCCUUCUCUUUCUCAAAGGUUAAUAAGCCACCUGCGAAUUACAGUUGAUUUUGAUUUUCGGGAGUGCUUACAUACCGAAGAACUGAAAGCUCAACUUUUUCAUCUAUUUAUAAGAGUGUAUAUCUUUAGAUACAUGAAAAAACUCAGCAAUUUCGUAUUUGGUAAGGAAGAGCCUAACAAAUCAACUUCACUGGAAAGACAAAUGCAACAAUUAUAUUUACGUUUUAAAAAAAGAAAGAGAACGUUUGUAUAAUUUUGCAUUUCGCAGGCUAUACAUCAGCUUAGUUUUGUUCAUAUCGGAAGAAAGUAGUGUGCUGGGUUUAAUUGUGAUAUUUCUGACGGUAUGAAUGAAAAGUGCAAAGGCAGUUUGCAUUUCUACUGGUUGUUUGUAUUUUAAAAAUGUCUUGUCCAUAUUCUGUUUCUUUUCUUAUUUUAAUAUAUUGUAACUAAUGUAAGUUAUUAGAGAACACUUUAUUCACACUGUCAUUUUUAGCAAAUUGUUGUUAUAUUGCAGUAUUUUCAUUUA
Molecule: messenger RNA, 2628 nt
Organism: Zophobas morio
Lineage: Eukaryota; Metazoa; Arthropoda; Insecta; Coleoptera; Tenebrionidae
Exons: 8
Coding region: 1-2355 (784 amino acids)
Source: RefSeq, a predicted model, not a curated record